Dictyostelium discoideum AX4 is the source of this 1749-nucleotide messenger RNA. RefSeq lists its product as hypothetical. Bases 1 to 1749 code for a protein of 582 amino acids. The transcript has a single exon. The record is from RefSeq and is a predicted model, not a curated record. NCBI's taxonomy places the organism in Eukaryota, Evosea, Eumycetozoa, Dictyosteliales, Dictyosteliaceae.
AUGACAUCAUCAUUUUUAGGUGAAAUUAUAAUUUUACCAAAUAAAGAAAGUGAUGGGAAUGAUGGAAUUGGGUCAGUUGAUAUUACAAAAAACACAUUCUUUUUAGGAUCAUCCAGCGAGUCUUGUUUAAUUGUCAUUGUAAAUAAAACAAAUCCAAUCAUUGAUGAUGGUGCUGAUGAAAUAAAUAAUAAUAAUAAUAAUAAUAAUAAUAAUAAUAAUAAUAAUAAUAAUAAUAAUAAUAAUAAUAAUAAUAAUAAUAAUAAUAAUAAUAAUAAUAGUAAUAAUAACUAUAAUAAUGAAACAACAACAACACAAGAUUUUUCAAAUAUUGAUAGCGAUCAUGACUCAUAUUUUAAAAGAGGAUCAUCAUCACGUUCUCAUAGUUUACAAUUAGCAAUUAUAAAAUCAAAAGAUGACGAUGAAGAAGAUGAUGACGAAGGUGAUAUUAAUGACUGUAUUGAUACAAACCCUCAACCAAUUAAAAAUGAUACGGCACAACAUACAAAGGAAGAUAGCAUAGAGGAAAACAAAGAACAAAUUAAAGAAACUAAUCAAAUUGAUAAAGAAGAAAUAAAAGAGAAUAAAGGAGAAGAAGAAAUUAAAGAAAAUAUUCAAAUAUCAUCACCAUCAAAACCAAUACCAAUGAUUAUUACUGCAGAAAAUUCAUCAUCAGCAACAACUACAACUACAACUACAACAACAACAACAUCAACAUUAAAUCAAGAUUUAAAUUAUGAUAAUGGUGAAAUUUAUAAAAAGCAUAUAAAAAUUAAGGUUUACACAAUAAAAGGUAAAGUUGAAAAAUGUUAUUUGGUAGAUAAUGUUGGUAAUGGUAGUGUCCAAUUGGGUGGUAUUAAAAAUUACUUUAAACAGUUGGAAAUUGAACUAAAACCUUCAACCGUUUUCUCAAUUGGUGAGCAUCGUUUCAUGUUUUCAAAUGUUCCAACCAAUUUAAAUAGAGCUUUCAUUCAUCCUUUUAUCACUAUUAAUAAGAAUAUUUGUCCUUUAACUCCAAAGAAGAUAACUCCAAAUUUAAUUAAUACUAGUGGUAGUGAUAGUGGUAGUGGUAGUGGUAGUACUCUAUCAUCACCAACAACUUCAACAACACCACCAAAAAACAAAAUAAAUACAACACCAAACAACAACAACAAAUCCAAAUCAAAAAUACCAAUGUCACCAAUUACUGAAAUUCCAACAAAAUCACCAAUUAAAAAUAAAGUAUCAAAAAAAUUAUCAUUUUCAUCACCAUCACCACCAUCACCACCAUCAUCAUUUUCAUCACCAUCACCACCAUCAUCAUCAUCCUCCUCAAACAAACAACAAUCUAAAAAAUUAAACAUUGUAAAAGACUCAAUGAAGGAGGCAACAAAUGAAGAAUCAAAUGAUAGAAUUGAAGAGAUUGAACAUGUAGAAAAGGUUGAACACAUUGAAGAGGAGGAAAUAGUAGAAGAAAGACCAAAGAAAAUGGCAAAAAGAAGAAAAUCAUUGGAUCCAACACCUUCAAGUGAUCAUAAUGAGAGACAAAAUAAAAUUUUAAAAAGAAAAUCUAUGGAUUCAAAUUCGGUAUUAAUAGAUAAUAGUAAAAAAACAACCAUUAAAAAAACAACCACAACAACUACAACCACUUAUCCUACUCUUACUCAAAAAAGAGUUACAAGAGGUAAUAGUCUUAUUAAUUUCAAACCUGGAAGGAGUGAAAGUUCAUUUUAUAGUGACUUGGCAAAACAACCUUUUAAAGAUAAUCACUAA